AUGGCAGAAGCGAAUGGACCUGUGAAGCAUGUACUUCUCGCCAAGUUCAAAGAUGACGUCAGCCCAGAGAAAAUCGAAGAACUCAUCAAUGGCUACGCCAAUCUCGUCAAUCUCAUCGAACCUAUGAAAGCUUUCCACUGGGGAAAAGAUGUGAGCAUUGAGAAUCUGCAUCAAGGUUUCACACACAUCUUUGAAUCAUCAUUCGACAGCAAGGAAGCUGUAGCUGAGUACAUUGCUCAUCCUGAUCACGUCAAAUUCGCCAACUUGUUCUUAGGCAGCUUGGAUAAAGUUUUGGUUAUCGACUACAAGCCUACCUCUGUGUCUCUCUAA
Molecule: messenger RNA, 330 nt
Organism: Microthlaspi erraticum
Lineage: Eukaryota; Viridiplantae; Streptophyta; Magnoliopsida; Brassicales; Brassicaceae
Source: the annotation of a GenBank genome assembly